CUCCUGCGGGGCUGGCGGGGCUGCUCCGAGCGGGGGCGGGCGGGGCCCGGCCUGCCUCCCUCCUUCUCCUCCUCCUCUCCUCCCUCCUCCUCCCCGGGUCCCCUCGCGGCGGGCCCGGCCCCUUCCCCGCGGCGCAGCGGGGCCGUGCGGCGCCUCCUCCUCCUCCUCCUCCCCCGGGCCGGGCCGGACAAUAGGGGCGAUCGCGCGUGGCUCGCCGCGCCGCUCCAUGCGGGGCUGACAGCGGCUCCGGGGCAGCGGCCGCGGGGCGGGACUCGCCGCCUCGGGGCGCUGGCACAGCCGGUGCCGCUGCGCCGUUCCCGCCGGGCUUUGGCGGAGGAGGAGGAGGAGGACAAAGGCCCGCGGGGUGCGGGGGCGGCGAGGGGGCGCCCCCGGGUCCCCCCGCGCGGGCAGGUGCUGCGGGCGCCCAGCCCCGCCGGCUUCAAUGGAAGUAUGUUACCAGCUGCCCGUGCUGCCGCUGGACAGGCCGGUGCCGCAGCACGUCCUCAGCCGCAGAGGGGCCAUCAGCUUCAGCUCCAGCUCCGCGCUCUUCGGCUGCCCCAACCCCCGGCAGCUCUCGCAGAGACGUGGAGCAAUUUCCUAUGACAGCUCUGAUCAGACUGCGUUGUACAUUCGUAUGCUAGGAGAUGUGCGAGUAAGAAGUCGGGCAGGAUUUGAAAAAGAGAGAAGAGGUUCUCAUCCAUACAUUGAUUUCCGUAUUUUUCACUCAAAUUCUGAAAUUGAAGUCUCUGUGUCUGCAAGAAAUGUGAGAAGGUUGCUUAGUUUCCAGCGAUACCUGAGAUCUUCCCGUUUUUUCCGUGGUAUCACUGUUCCAAAUUCUUCAAACAUUUUAGAUGAUGAUUAUAAUGGACAAGCAAAGUGUAUGCUGGAGAAAGUUGGAAAUUGGAAUUUUGAUAUUUUUCUUUUCGAUAGACUGACAAAUGGAAACAGUCUAGUCAGCUUAACCUUUCAUCUGUUUAAUCUUCAUGGACUAAUUGAACACUUCCAGUUAGAUACGAUGAAACUUCGUAGAUUUUUGGUUAUGGUUCAAGAAGAUUAUCAUAGUCAAAACCCUUAUCAUAAUGCAGUCCAUGCUGCUGAUGUGACUCAGGCCAUGCACUGUUACUUAAAAGAGCCCAAGCUUUCCAAAUCUUUAACUCCAUGGGAUGUUCUGCUCAGUUUAAUAGCAGCUGCCACACACGAUUUGGAUCACCCAGGUGUUAACCAACCUUUCCUAAUUAAAACAAACCAUUACUUAGCAACUUUAUAUAAGAAUACCUCAGUAUUAGAGAACCAUCACUGGAGAUCAGCAGUAGGCUUGCUGCGAGAGUCUGGUUUAUUUGCACAUAUGUCAUUAGAAAACAGGCAGCUGAUGGAAAGCCAGAUAGGUGAUCUCAUCCUUGCCACAGACAUCAGUCAGCAAAAUGAGUAUCUGUCCAUGUUUCGCUCCCAUUUGGACAGAGGAGACCUAUGUUUAGAGAAUGCGAACCAUCGUCACUUCAUUUUACAGAUGGCUUUGAAGUGUGCCGAUAUUUGUAAUCCAUGUCGGACGUGGGAGCUGAGUAAGCAGUGGAGUGAAAAAGUAACAGAGGAGUUCUUCCAUCAAGGAGAUAUUGAAAAGAAAUAUCACUUGGGUGUGAGUCCACUUUGUGACCGACAGACAGAAACUAUUGCCAACAUCCAGAUUGGUUUUAUGACCUACUUAGUGGAACCACUGUUUGGGGAAUGGGCCCGGUUUUCCAACACCAGGCUGUCGCAGACCAUGCUUGGCCACCUGGGACUGAACAAGGCGAGCUGGAAGGGGGUGCAGAGGGAACAGUCUGGCAGCGGUGACGAUGGUGACCCUGCUUUUGAAGAAAUGGACUCAGACCUAUUACCUCAGGAACCUCGAUUGUCCUGACCUCAAUCUUCAUGACAAAACUGCCUCUUCUCUUGGUAUCUGCACGGUUGGAUUAAAGGAGAUAACUUGCCAGCCCAAGGUUUUAAGAAAACGGUAAAAUGAUGCCAGCAUUAUUUAUUUCCAAGUUUUCGUUGACACAGACCAUUUGAACCAGAAUUUUUUUAACUUGCAAGAUCUGAACAUAGAGCAAUAUGCAUACGCCUCAGUUGGUUUUUGUUCGGAACCUUGAAUAUGCAAAGCACAGCAGUGACUCAGCCUUGGAGGAACAGUACAGAAGCUUCAUUGUGCCACACGGCUUUGGUUUUUUUUUGGUGACGUUUGGAAUACGGUCCUCAAAUCUAAGACUCGAGAUGGAUUGUUCCACUUUCUUGGAAUUUAGCAAGACUUGCAUAAAUGUGUUCAAAGCAAACCUUCCACUCAGUCCCUGUUUUAAUACGGAAAUGUGAAGUGCCCAUCCUCUGCUGCCUCUGGCAAGACUUGAUGUUUACAAAUGUACUCUGAAACUAUUGGUUCUAGACUUAACCUUUGUGCAUGGCUGUGAAGGAACCACUAACUUGGGUUUUUUUGCUUUUUUUAAAAGAAAAAAAAGAUCAAAUUGGAGACUGCAGCUCUUGUUUCUUUGGAUGCCAGAAAAGCCUCCCAUUUGCCAUAAUUUUGUUUGUGCACUGGGAACUGAGCAUUCAUCAUAGAGCACAGCCAAGCUUUACUCCAGUGCUAUAUGGGAAUGCAGUUUUUUAAACAGCGGAAAACACUUCUGAAUUGGGGAAGGGAAGGGGUGGGGGUGGGGGGGAAGCGUCCGAACUGCAUUGCGAUUCUGCAGUGGAAACAUCGCAUGUUGUUUUCGCUAUUGUACACUUGAACUGCACAUGCAAGAACAAGGUGGAAUGUCUAAACACCAUAAUCAGCUCAGGGUAUUUGCCAAUCUGAAAUAAAAGUGGGAUGGGAAGCGUGUCCUUCAGAACAAGGGUACAAAUGCCCCUUUCGCUGCAGCGUGUGUGUACGUGUGGGUGUGUGAGUAUGUUUGGGACGGGGAGGGCGGGAGGGAACCGGGAAGGGUUUGAACGGCAACAUUUUAUUGUUUUGGUUUUUUUUUAAUUUUAUUUAUUCUUUUAGAAUGUGACAAUUUCAUGAACAGCCACAUCGGGGAGGAAACUGUAACAAAUUGCUACAGAUGCCUUAAACUAUGCACAAAGCUAAGUGACCAAAUUUGUUUUUGAUUUGAAAAAUAAUAAUUUAAAAAAAAAAAAAGUGCAUUGUUUACCUAUUCCUCCCUCUACUGAAACUUCACCCACUGAUGGGUUUUUGAUGGGACAAGGAGAAAAUGUUUUUUAGGACAAAAUUAAAGGACUAAUUUUGAACUUAAAACAUUCCAUUUUUGUAAUUUGUUUUACAUUGUUUUAAGUACAGUAAGCACAACUGUAAUCUAGUUUGAGAAACUGGUGCUUUCUUUUAGUUCAUUUGUAUUUCCCUGUUAUUAUUGUAAAAGACUGUUUAUUAAUUCUGUUUACAGUUUGUUGCAACAGCCAUUUUUGGGAGAGAGCUUCAGCGUAAAGCCAUUUGUAAAGGCUUUGCCAUAUCCAUUUUAAUAUGUGCCUGUUGCUGUUAACUUUUAAUUAAUAAAAAAAAAAAUCUUUUCACAUUACGCUCCUGUACAUUUAAGUUACAACCGAGUCCAGCAUUUCGGGAAGGUAGCUAAGGUUGCAGUCAGCUUCCAAUGUAAAACUAAGCCAACUUUCGGAUUUGAAAAUACUGGUCCUCGUAUGCCAAAAUUUGUUGCCUCUUGGAGCUUGGCCUUUUACUGUUUGGAAAGCAAAUCCUGACUUACCUGAUUGUUUCCCUUCUGAGAUUAAGUUAUUAUUCUUUCAUGUUCCCCGAAGUAGUAUCGUUGAUCUCGAAGCGGCCAUGUUUAAAGAAAUAAAUUUAUAAUGAAACCAUUUUUUGGAACCCGCGUGAACUUCCUUUGCCGUCAGUGCCAGUUUUUGCUGUUGUUCGGUUUCAACAGAGAAGGCCCAAACGCGAUCCUGAGCCGGGGGUGUAACUCGCAGUGACAGAGGAGCCUGACUUUAACAGGUUGCCUUUGGAAGGGGGAUGAUGGCCAGCGGUGCUUGGAGCCCUCAGGACAAAGAGGCGAUGACUGUGUAGGAGUAAAUGACCACAGCGAGACCGCUGCUAAGCUUCCCUACAGCCUGUACAGAUCCGUAGCGUUCAGCGUGGAAGAGGAUUGAUUCUUCUUCCACUUAUUUGAAUAAAGCACAUUCGAAGCCUGCAGCCGUUUUUGAAACAGAUCCCCACUAAAAUCAGUAUCUCAUUGUGUCUUCUGUGACUCAUGUUUUCUUUUAAAAUAUGACUUGGUUAAAGAUGGGGCCUCCACAGUGAGAUAAAUCUCGCUGCUCGUCACAGCCUAGUUAUAAGGGUAUUUUAAUACGUAAAUUUAAUGAAAAUUGAAAUUAAUUAAAGUUUACAAAUAUAGCAAUAUUUCAAUUAUGUAUAAACAAUCUGAUUCUUUACCAUUGUGCAAUCUUGCUGUCAUCUGCUCUGAUAGGAACCAGUACCACUUGCCAAGGUGAGAGAGUAAAACAGGACUAGUUUUGUUCUAAGUCCGGGAAAGGGGCUUCUGUCUUCUCCUACCAGGCUGGAUUUAGAAAGGCUGCUUCUAAUCCCAUCUAUUGGUGUACAUGGAAGCGUCUAACAUUUGGCUGAAUUAGAAGAAAAUGGAAGUUUAAUGCUGUUUUCUGCACACACUCUCUAGAAAUGCCUUCUACAAAUGUACACUGAACUCCAACAUUCCUACAGCCUAAACGUUUCACGUGAGCGCCCUUGUGAGGGCACCCACUGGUCAAGAAAUGCAUUACAGGACGGUGGCCCAGUCCCCACCACAAAUCGUUUUAAUCGACAGCUCUGCUCCUGGUGAGCUGCGCUGUUCACUCGCGUACACAGCUGCAAAGAGGCCUUGGGGCAUGGCUGAGGUCUCUGCCCAGCGGCGCACCAGGAGCUGUAGUUUGAGCACUUCUUGAGAUGCGUUUCUGUGGGCAGUGGUGUGGGGUACGUGGAAGAGACAGAGUAAGAUACAGAAACGUAUGAAAUAAAUUAUCUGGUGGCAGCUUUAUGAUUUUAUUUUCUUGACACAUGAUGUCUUCCACCAUAAUUUUACGUCACUGAAUAAACUGUGCCACCUUUUCUGUAUUUCUGGUGCUGGAUCCCUGCACCUCACCUCAGUUCAAGUUAAAUGUUUGGUGUGGUGCUUUCCCCCCAUUUUAAUCUCGCUUAACAGGUCAAGCGAUGUCCUAAGUUUUACAAGUUAAUGAUGCAAUUGGACCAAAGUACAUCACUUACACUUUGACGUUUAAAAUCAUGUAAAGUGAAACAGUGAGCAGAGCUUUUGUCUCUGAAAGAAGAUGAGGACUUGACGUUUUUCUGGGCCACCUAUUCUGAAGCUGUGGCACCUUGGGGUGGGGGGAGUUGUGCCACACCAGGGGGCCGUCCGGGGAACCCAGCAUACAUGGGAUAGGGAGACAGUUAAGUGAGUACGUUCCUGCUAAGUUUGUGAUGAGGCAUAAACUUCUCAUGGGUUCCUGAUCUGUUUAUUCAUCUGAGCGAACUGAAUCGUUAGCUCUGUGUUGUUCUAUGACCAAUUCUACUGUUAGUCCUGCUGUGCAACAAGGUAAUUAGCCCAGUCCUGAAAGAGACACUAGUAAGUUGUCACUGCAUUGAUUUACAGCCACUAUAAUUAGAACAUAACCUGUACUUUAUUGUGGCUGCUGUCUGGCUGCUACUGUUUGCACAGUACCACAAAUCAUACACACUAUUUAUCUUAACUGCUUUUAAUUGUAUAUAGUGACAAUACAGCAUUAAAUACAAAACUUGAAGGUGUUUCAAAGGCAUUUAGAAGAAUACAAAGAUGUAACGGCCUAUCAGUAAGACUGAUGGCAGUGUUUUUUGGAAGGAAGUUACACUGCGUACGUAUUAACACCGACCCAAGCUUCACACCAGAAACCAUCCUCCUCAAUCGUACAGGCUACGUUCCAGUUAAAAGCAGCAAAGCUUCAGUUAUCCUCAGUCACCCAGCCAGAGCCACUCACCUGUCUUUAUUAAAGAAGUGCUGCUUUUUGCUUUCCCUAGAAAACAAACUCCAAGAGGCACUUGUACUUGUUCCAGCAGCCAGAUCACCUUAGAGGGCUAAAAUACUUCCGACUCGGCUCAUUUACAGUCAGAGCAAACCUUGGCUUCAUUUAAGUGUGCAGCUCGCUUGUAAUGCUCUCGGUCCAAACCAGCUUUUUUUAACCUGAAUUUUACUUUUAGCUUUAGCCCUUUCCGUGCCUGUGGCUGGAGACAGGAGCUCAGUUGAUGAAGUAGCUCUGCACAGGUCUGGCAGCUCUAUGAGAUGACCCCGGAAAAGCUUCCCCUGAAGAACAGGUUAUGUGCAACAGUUCUACCAUCUCUUCCCUGAAAUAGGACCGUGAGAGCUUGUGCGGUCCCCAACUGCGAGGAAUCUAUCCAGGGGCCCAAGACAGCUCGGGAUGAAAAAGUGUCUGUGAGUAUCCCUUAGCACAGCUGAGAAGAGCAACACCCUUUUGGCAACUUGCACCCCACAGUACUUUGUACCUUUUUUCCUAACUACACAACUUCUACGCUAGUUAACACAUAAUCUGACAUUAAUUGUUUUACUCUGCUGCUCUCUGCUGGUUGUUUCAAAUACACUGGAAGCAUGAUUUACUCACUUGUCACACACUCUCACCCUUGCAAGCUUAUUUCAAACAAACAAUCCCACACAAAAAUGCGCUGGUACUUCAAAUGUCUCAUACCAGGUGACCUCUGCAGCAGAUUUAAGAUUUCAAUUUUAUUUUCUAGUAGGAGGCAGAACAUUUUCAGGUUUUCUUUGGGCUAAAAAUUUGCUUUAAAUUAAGUUUAAAAGAAAGACUUCAACAUGAAAAAUUCAGUAUCAAACUAAACAUUUUAGUGCCAGUUAUAGUUAGAGCUCAGAUGAUUGAUACUUACUGAAGGGCAUAUCACUCAUUAUUA
This is a messenger RNA of Cuculus canorus (common cuckoo), 6916 nucleotides long. RefSeq names its product phosphodiesterase 7A (gene PDE7A). The transcript is spliced from 13 exons. Gene Ontology annotation, molecular function: 3',5'-cyclic-AMP phosphodiesterase activity. Lineage: Eukaryota; Metazoa; Chordata; Aves; Cuculiformes; Cuculidae. The record is from RefSeq and is a predicted model, not a curated record. The coding region runs from base 443 to 1897 and encodes 484 amino acids.